AUGAUCUCGAUUUUCUUUGGGAUGAAGCUGGGUUCACAGUCUGUAUUCUCACCCCGAUUUCUUUGCAUAUUCUUGAUCACCGACCUCUUCUUCCCAGGUAACACCGCCAAAAGAGGUCGCCUGGUGACACAUGUAGCUAUGGUCGUCAGCUCCAUGCCAAUGCUUUGUGCCUGGCGGGCACCAGACAACAUCCCCAACAUUGAUCCGGACUGGCUGUCCGCCAAUAUCACAUACCCAACCCGACCCGGUGACGACUCUCAGGAUUUGACCCUUUUCAUGCGUGUGCCAGUGCGUUCGGGCACCUGGCGUGAAAGUGACAUUGGCAAUCGACAUGCCUUCCGCGUUGAGGACAGGGUCGAUAUACACGUUGUUGCCGGUAAAAGCAUUUGCAAUGGCUUUAUUGCCUUGAAUGGAGGGUGCCCCGCUCCGAGAGGCGCGUGA
Exophiala dermatitidis NIH/UT8656 is the source of this 441-nucleotide messenger RNA. RefSeq lists its product as uncharacterized. Lineage: Eukaryota; Fungi; Ascomycota; Eurotiomycetes; Chaetothyriales; Herpotrichiellaceae. The record is from RefSeq and is a predicted model, not a curated record. Bases 1 to 441 code for a protein of 146 amino acids. The transcript has a single exon.